Messenger RNA from Dicentrarchus labrax (European seabass), 2576 nucleotides. It is a transcript of the gene parp3, whose product is annotated as poly (ADP-ribose) polymerase family, member 3. The transcript is spliced from 11 exons. Gene Ontology annotation, cellular component: site of double-strand break. Gene Ontology annotation, molecular function: NAD+ poly-ADP-ribosyltransferase activity. Lineage: Eukaryota; Metazoa; Chordata; Actinopteri; Moronidae. Bases 162 to 1748 code for a protein of 528 amino acids. The record is from RefSeq and is a predicted model, not a curated record.
GCUCCGCCUCUUCCUCUAUGACUGUAUUAAAGUGAAGGUAAACUUCCCGAAAAUCACUGUGCAGCGCAUCGACACUCUGUCUGUCCGUCCGUCCGUCUGCCCUCCUGUCUCCCAGCCCGACUGACACCAUUUAAAGUUAAAAGGGUUUUUCAGCCAGGAUCAUGCCACCAAAGAGAAGAGCUGCCUCCGCUGCCAAGGCAGGUGGCAAGAAAGCAAAGCAGGAGACACCAAAGAUCAAGGAUGCCUUCACCUCUGCAAAAGAGGCCCUUCUGGCUGCAGGGCCACAGGUGAAAGGCAAGAGGAAGGUGGAUGAGCAGUGCGAACUGUAUGACACUGGAGAGAUAUAUGAAGACUAUGACUGCAUGCUCAAUCAAACAAACAUCGGCCAUAACAACAAUAAGUUUUAUGUCAUUCAAGUUAUUGCAGCAGGCAAAGAUUACUACACAUGGAACAGAUGGGGCAGAGUGGGGGAAACGGGACAGUGCAAACUUAACGAGUUUGAUAAGCCUGAGAAAGCUGUCAAGGACUUUGAGAAAAAGUUCAAGGACAAGACAAAGAACAACUGGUGCGAUCGGUCUAAUUUUGUGUCUCACCCUGGGAAGUAUACCCUGAUCGAAGUGGAUGGAGACCAGGAUGCAGAGGUCAAGGUGGAUAGUGUUGAUGGAAAAACUGUCAGAAUGUCUAAAAAUGUCCUACCCUGCACCCUCGAUGAGGCUACAGAGAGCCUCAUCAAGCUCAUCUUCAGCAAUGACAUGUUCAAGGAGGCGAUGGAAUGCAUGAACUUAGACAUCAAGAAGAUGCCUUUGGGCAAACUCAGUAAGAUGCAGAUUGCAAAGGGCUUUGAAGUGCUGGAGGAGAUUGAGGCAGCCAUGAACCAAAAAAAAAAAGCAGGCAAGUCUCUGGAAGAACUUUCCUCAAAGUUCUUCACCACAGUCCCACACAACUUUGGCCGGAACAGACCGCCAACCAUCAAUACCAAAGAGAUCGUGGAGCAAAAGAAAGAGAUGCUUAUGGUGCUGGCUGACAUCGAGCUUGCCCAGACUCUGAAGUCAGAGACUGAGAAGGCUCAGGAAGAGAUGAUAGAGACAGUUCCUCAUCCUCUAGACCAGGACUACAAUUCUCUUAAGUGCAGGCUUGAUCUAAUGGACAAGGGUUCCGAUAUAUUCAAGAUGAUAGAAAAAUACCUGACAGUGACUUCAGGUGCCUAUCGUAAGCCGAAAAUUGUCAAUGUUUGGGAAGUUGAUCGAGAGAAAGAGGGAGAGCGGUUUAGUGAGAAUGACAAUCUGGAGAACCGGCGUCUGCUUUGGCAUGGUACAAACAUAGCGGUGGUGGCAGCCAUCCUGAAGAGUGGUCUAAGGAUAAUGCCCCAUUCAGGAGGCCGCGUUGGUCGCGGUAUCUAUUUUGCAUCUGAGAACUGCAAAUCUGCAGCUUACGUGCGUACCUCUAAAAACACUGGAGUGAUGUUUCUGAGUGAGGUGGCCCUCGGCAAAGAAAAGACCAUCACCAAAGAUGACUCUUCUUUGAGAAAGGCUCCCGCAGGAUAUGAUAGUGUGGUGGCACGAGGAAGCGUCGAACCAGAUCCAUCCAAGGACGUCUUCAUCACCCUGGAGGGCAAGACGGUUGCUGUGCCUCAGGGUAAGGCCAUAAAACAGGCCCAGUUCACAGAUAGCCACUUCAGCAACAGUGAAUAUCUCAUCUACAGAGAGAACCAGUGUCGCCUUCGCUACCUGCUGGAGCUGAACAUGUGAACACGGUGCACUAAUUCAACUCAAGGAAAGAAGCAGGUCUUUUAAAGGUUCCUCAUUCCCUCAAUACUGUAUAAGGUGCUUCCUAAUAAGCUUGGCUAUGCUCUUCUCUCAUAACCAUAUGGUUAUUGUCUUUGUUCCAUGAUGCAUAAAAAACUCAUACUUCCUUGUGCCUUAUAUUUUGCACACUGUAAAAGUGGCUUGAGUGUGAUAGACCAGACUUAUCCGUUAUAACAAAUACUGUAUUUACUUUUCCCACUACAAUGAAAAAAAAUCUCUUUUUCACUUCUUACUAGAUUGUAAUUUUUAAAUAUUUAACAGACCUCAAGCUAUUUGCACAGUUUUCUUUUUAAGUCACAUGCUUCCCCUUGUUUUCUAUUUCGUAUCUCAGUUGUGGUUUGAGUAACCUGUCGCUCAGAGAGAAAAUGUUGCUGAUAUGUAGGAGUAAUUUGCCGCAUGCUUUUGCAGUUAUAUUGUAAUUUUUAAUCAUGUUAUGUGGUAGACCAGAAGUAAAAAAAUAUACAGUAUGCAGAGAUAGGUUUACAGGCAGAUGGAUAAAGUGCAAUUUGUGGCUGAUGUUCAAGCACUGGUACAAAUCUAAUUCAGCUGUUAAGAAAUACUCUGAAAGUGCAUCUGCAAUGCAAAGUAAUGUAACAUGUACGUCAUGAAUAGCCUAGUAGGUCUUCUAAUAGGUCUUCUAGCAUCAUUACAUAUAUCACCACAUGGUGUCAGUAAUGAGCAACUCUCUUUGUUAUGCAAUUGCCUUAACAUUUUUGCACUAAGACAUCACUUGAUUCAGUGAUUAGUUAAUAAACUGAAGUUCUCCUCAAA